Molecule: messenger RNA, 1150 nt
Organism: Phragmites australis (common reed)
Lineage: Eukaryota; Viridiplantae; Streptophyta; Magnoliopsida; Poales; Poaceae
Exons: 1
Coding region: 199-1056 (285 amino acids)
Biological process (GO): shoot system development; root development
Source: RefSeq, a predicted model, not a curated record
CGCCAAGAGUCAACUCCAUGGUACCACCACCACCACCUCUAAUGCUCCACCUGUUUUGCUGGCAUGCCGGGAUGCCGAAAACAGCAGCGCGACCUGUGAAGCCGACGAUUUCUUUGGUGCAACUUGCAACCACCGCCUCCUCUCCCCUGGCCAUCCCAUAUAAACUCCCGUCGUCGUCGCUCAGUUCCGCUCACGGACAUGCCGCAAAACCAAGAAGCCAAUACUAGUCAAAGAAUCAAGGUCUCAAGGAUGCACCUAACGCUUAGCCCUGUGAGGACGACGAGGAAGGCGGCGGCGCACGCGCGGUCGGCGAGCCAGCCAUGCCACCACUCGCACCCCGCGCUCGCGCGCCUCGACGGCGGCGUCCGCGAGCUCAGGUCGUGGUCCGCCUCGGCCUCGAGCUCGGGCAUGUCCUCUGGGUCAGGGCUCGCGCUCGUGGAGGCCGUACUGGUCGCGUUAGAAGAGCUGCUCGCGGCACCGCGAGCCGCGGUGGCCCUCCACGACGCCGACGACCAGGUCCUCGAAGGCUUCCUCGCGCUAGCCGACGCGUACAGCACGUUCGGGUCUGCGCUGCUCGCGGCGAAGCAGAGCGUGGCGGAGGCUCGGGCCGGCGUCCGGCGCGGGGACGGCGCGAUGCUGGCCGCGUCUGUGUGCGCGCACAGGCGAACUGAGAAGGAGCUGUGUCACCUCGCCGCAACAAUGCGGCACGCGACAGUGGCGUCGUCGAGGCCGGCAGGUGUCACCACGGACACCGAGGUGGUCGACGUGGUGGCGGAGGCGGCCGUGGCCAUAGCCGAAGCGUCUGCGGUCGUCUUCUUGGGGUGCGCGGCUAUGUCGCCGGGCGUGUCGGCCGUGGUACAUACGUUGUCCUCGCGCAAGUGGCUAGCGAGGCUGGGCGUCGUGCUGGCAGACAGGAAAGUAGUGCCGCAGACGGCGGUGGCAGCAUUGGAGGAGCUAGAGGAAUGCAUUGGUGCGGUCGAGAGCGGGAGCGAGAAGGUGUUCAGGAAGCUGCUGCAGGCUAGAGUUUUACUCCUGAACAUCCAUAAUCCGUUGUAAUUCCCAAACUGAGUUACAGUCAGGAUUUCAGAGGAUCAAAUAGGAAAUGUGCAGGAGUAAUCAGCUUCAGAUGGCUGACUUGUUACUCUUUGCC